Messenger RNA from Argentina anserina (silverweed cinquefoil), 2229 nucleotides. Its product is annotated as dnaJ protein ERDJ2A-like. Gene Ontology annotation, molecular function: transmembrane protein transporter activity; RNA binding. The transcript is spliced from 10 exons. Lineage: Eukaryota; Viridiplantae; Streptophyta; Magnoliopsida; Rosales; Rosaceae. The coding region runs from base 52 to 2106 and encodes 684 amino acids. The record is from RefSeq and is a predicted model, not a curated record. Gene Ontology annotation, biological process: post-translational protein targeting to endoplasmic reticulum membrane; SRP-dependent cotranslational protein targeting to membrane. Gene Ontology annotation, cellular component: Sec62/Sec63 complex.
GUUAUGCAGGAAUAGGAUCAGUAUCCGAGGGGCUGUUGGAAGAGAGUUGCAAUGGCCGCUUCGGAGGAGAAUAAUGCAUUGUUUCCUAUUUUUAUCUUGACCAUUAUGGCACUGGCUUUAGUGCCCUACACGAUUAUAAAGCUGUGUAGUGCUGCCUCAAAGGAAACAAAGAGCAUCCACUGCAAGUGCAGUGACUGCUCUCGUUCGGGGAAGUACCGUAGGUCGUUGUUCAAGCGUAUUUCAAACUUCUCAACAUGCAGUAACUUGACAUUAGUACUGCUUUGGGUCGUCAUGAUAGUCCUGGUUUAUUACAUCAAGACUCAGAGCGUGGAGAAUCAAAUUUUUGACCCAUACCAUAUCCUCGGUCUGGAACCUGGAGUUCCAGAGUCUGAAAUAAAGAAGGCGUACAGGAAGCUUUCAGUGAUAUACCAUCCAGAUAAAAAUCCAGAUAAAGAGGCCAACGAGUACUUUGUGGAGAAAAUAGUGAAGGCUUAUCAGGCUUUGACAGAUCCGGUAUCUCGUGAAAAUUAUGAAAAGUAUGGCCAUCCAGAUGGCAGACAGGGGUUUCAAAUGGGAAUAGCUCUUCCCCAAUUCCUACUAGAAGGCAAGCAAAAUGGUGGCUUACUCUUGCUCGGGAUUGUUGGUGUUUGCAUUCUUUUGCCCUUGGUAAUAGCUGUUGUCUAUCUCUCAAAGUCGGCAAAAUAUACUGGCAACUAUGUCAUGCACCAUACAUUGUCCACUUACUAUUACUUUAUGAAGCCUUCUCUGGCUCCCAGCAAAGUGAUGGACGUCUUCAUAAAGGCUGCAGAGUAUACUGAAGUUCCAAUUCGUAGAACAGACAACGAACCCCUCCAGAAGCUUUUUAUGCUAGUUAGGAGUGAACUAAAUCUGGACCUCAAAAACAUUAAGCAAGAGCAGGCAAAAUUUUGGAAGCAGCAUCCAGCACUUGUAAAGACUGAACUGUUGAUUCAAGCACAGUUAACUCGUGAGACAGCAUCAUUAUCUCCAUACCUGCAAGGUGAUUUUAAACAUGUUCUGGAACUUGCUCCUCGCCUCCUUGAAGAAUUGAUGAAGAUGGCACUGGUUCCACGCAAUGCUCAGGGGCAGGGAUGGUUGAGGCCUGCUAUUGGUGUGGUUGAACUUUCUCAGUGCAUAAUUCAGGCUGUUCCACUAAGUGCAAGGAAAGCUACUGGAGGAUCAAGUGAAGGCAUUGCCCCCUUUUUACAGCUGCCACAUUUUAGUGAGGCUGUUGUAAAAAAGAUAGGCCGCAAGAAGGUGAGAGUGUUUCAGGAGCUCUGCGAUAUGUCUAUGCAAGAGCGUGCUGAGUUGCUUUCUCAAGUUGCUGGUUUCUCGCCCGCUGAAGUAGAAGAUGUUGAAAUGGUUUUAGCAGCAAUGCCUUCCAUAUCACUUGACAUUAAAUGUGAGACUGAAGGUGAAGAGGGUAUACAAGAGGGUGACAUUGUCACUGUUAAUGCUUGGGUGACACUACAACGCGAUAAUGGUUUGAUUGGUGCCCUUCCCCAUGCCCCCUACUUUCCGUUUCACAAGGAGGAAAAUUUCUGGUUUUUGCUUGCAGACAGUGUUUCCAAUAAUGUUUGGUUCUGGCAGAAGGUAAAUUUCAUGGAGGAAGCUGCAGCAAUUACUGCCGCUUCCAAGACAAUUGAGGAGACAAUGGAGGGUUCAGGAGCAAACAUGAAGGAGAUCAGUGCCGCUGUCAAAGAAACCAUUGACAAGGUGAAGAGUGGAUCUAGAUUGGUAACUGGCAAGUUACCUGCCCCAGCAGAGGGGAACUACAAUUUGACGUGUUACUGUCUGUGCGACUCUUGGCUUGGUUGUGAUAGAAGGACAAAUUUGAAGGUAAAGAUUUUGAAGCGUACCCGAGCUGGUACACGUGGCGGUUUUGCGGAAGAUGGACCAAUUACAGAGGACGGGAUUGAAGAGGAGGAAGAUGUUGAUGACGAGGAAUACGACGAGGAUUAUGAGAGUGAGUACAGUGAAGAUGAGGCGGAUGAACAACAGGAUACAAAACAGAAAGGCCCUGCUGCAAAUGGCGAUGCACACAAAGAAGGCACAGAUUCAGAAGGUUCAGAUUCAGAGGAGGAAUAAAACACAUUGAGUAAAGCUUAGCCUUUCUGUUUUCUUUGUUCAUCCAUCUUUUAUUCGGUGAAAGAAUUAAACAACCACCACAAUGAUAGUUACCAUGUUACCAUAAGUUUACAUUCUUGAUUU